Phalaenopsis equestris is the source of this 1087-nucleotide messenger RNA. RefSeq names its product dof zinc finger protein DOF3.1-like. The transcript is spliced from 2 exons. Gene Ontology annotation, molecular function: DNA binding; DNA-binding transcription factor activity. Bases 243 to 1019 code for a protein of 258 amino acids. The record is from RefSeq and is a predicted model, not a curated record. NCBI's taxonomy places the organism in Eukaryota, Viridiplantae, Streptophyta, Magnoliopsida, Asparagales, Orchidaceae. Gene Ontology annotation, biological process: regulation of DNA-templated transcription.
GAAACGCAUCUCUCUCGUUUCGUACGCCGCCCCACCCCCUCCCACCUCCUUAUCAUCCCCUUUCCCUCUCUACUCUCUCUCUCUAUCUCUAAAAUUCUCUCUCUCCGGAACUCUCUCUCACUUAUUUAACCCAUGAGAGGUCUUCAGCUCCUCCUUAUUUUUCUCUCUCUCCUCUGUUCUCCACUCUUCUUCUCUUUGCAUGAAACCGAGCUUUCAAUUACCAGAGAGCUUUGUUUGGAUGGAUGGAGAUCUCUAAUGGCCACCAUCAGGUAAUGGCAACUCAUCAACAUGAUCAUGAAGUUCUAAAACUCCCCAAACCCUCUUCAUCUCCAACCCAUCAUCUUCAUCAACAGGAGAAGAAGUCUAGACCUCAACCAGAGCAAUCCCUAAGGUGCCCUAGGUGUGACUCCACCAACACCAAGUUCUGCUACUACAACAACUACAGCCUAUCUCAACCAAGAUACUUUUGCAAAUCCUGUAGAAGAUAUUGGACUAAAGGUGGAUCCCUCAGAAACGUUCCAGUUGGUGGAGGUUGCAGAAAGAACAAGAGAUCUUCACCAUCAUCAUCAACUUCAUCAAAGAAAUUAGGUUUACAACACCACCAAGACAUCAAUCACUCAUCUUUACUCAUUUCUUCCAUGCCUCUACCUCCUCCUCUCAACUAUGAUCCAAGUGACCUCACCCUAGCAUUUUCUAGCUUUCAUAACCAUGACACUUUCCUACUUGGCACCCCUAACUCUAACCCUAACCCUAACCCUAACGCUAGUACUGGUGUUGGGCUUCAUAGCUUCUAUUAUGGCUUUAGUGGUGGAGCUGAUGAUGUGAGAGGAAUGCUUCCCUUUGAUAGUACAGCAGUAGCUGCUGAAACAGUAAUGGUGGGAAAUUUUGAUCCUGCAAGUAAUGUUAAUAGUACAAGUACUAGUCAUGGAAGCUUGGGAAUGGAAUCUGGAAGAGACUAUUGGAGUGGUGUUGGUUCCAAUUCUUCAUGGCAUGGGCUCAUUAAUAGCUCACUAUUGUAGCUCAGAGAUUAAUAUAUCUAUAUAUUUAUAUAUAUAUUACGUGAGUUAAAUUCAUGUUUAAUAUAUAU